Molecule: messenger RNA, 529 nt
Organism: Gryllus bimaculatus (two-spotted cricket)
Lineage: Eukaryota; Metazoa; Arthropoda; Insecta; Orthoptera; Gryllidae
Source: the annotation of a GenBank genome assembly
UCCGUCCCGCGCGCCGACGCCGCCCCGCUCCUCUGUUGCAGCGUCUCGGCCGCAGCUGCUGUACAAGUUCAUCGAGCAGACGAUGCAGCCGGGGCCCGACGUGUCGCUCAAGUGCGUGGCGACGGGCCAACCCACGCCGCAGAUGCACUGGUCGCUGGACGGGUUCCCGCUGCCGCACGGCGAGCGCUUCGUGAUCGGCCAGUACGUGACGAUGGCCGGUGACGUCAUCAGCCACGUGAACAUCAGUCGCGUGGCGGUGGAGGACGGCGGCACCUACGAGUGUUCGGCCGUCAAUCGCGUGGGGCGCGUCAGCCACCGCGCGCCGCUCCGCGUCUACGGGCUGCCCGUGGUGCGCAAGAUGCCGCCGGUGUCCGCCGUGGCCGGGGAGACGCUGGUGCUCAUGUGCCCCGCCGCCGGCUUCCCCAUCCACACCAUCACCUGGGAGAAAGGUGAGUGCUCGCCCGGCCUGUGGGCUACGCUGGGAUCUGCCCCUAGGACGCGCCUGACGAUGUCGGGAUACUUGAAAUAA